Molecule: messenger RNA, 408 nt
Organism: Clonostachys rhizophaga
Lineage: Eukaryota; Fungi; Ascomycota; Sordariomycetes; Hypocreales; Bionectriaceae
Source: the annotation of a GenBank genome assembly
AUGGUGUAUGGUAUGGUUAUGGUUAUGGUGGCUACAACCGGCGCAGAAAUGCUACCAAUUGUUAUGCGAUGGAUCAGAAUGAAGAUGCGACCGCCUCCUGUGCGCACUGUCCCAAAGAGAGGCAAGGAAUCAUACCGCGAGAUGAUUCACCGCGCUGUUGAGACCGGAUCAAGCAAGCAGGUAAUCCAACCUUUGGAGCUUCCGACCGACGUUCAACCAUCGACAAAUGCGAACGAAACGAGUCCUGAUGGAACCAAACCUACUGCCGAUGGAUGGUCUGGUGGAACCGCUUGCAAUGAACUCAACUGGCAAGAAGAGACGAGCACAGCCGACACUACAUCUGGUUGGGAUGUCCCGAAUGAUUGCGAUGAGGUUGAACCCGUCCAGUCCACCGACUCCGGUUGGUAG